AUGUUGUCUCUCAUUCUCACGGUGUUCUUUGUGCAUGUCGCAAUCUACCUAGUGAACACAAUCGGUGCGAGCACCAUCGACCAGCUGUUAUGGCUACUCUACCUGCGCCUACCAACGCCGACCUCCCGAACAGCCCGCAAGCAGCAGCAGCUGAAGCGAGCGGUGCUUGAGCAAAAGCGCGAAAUGAACAACACCAGCUCCCAAGACGAGUUCGCCAAGUGGGCGAAGGCGCGCAGACGCCACGACAAGACUCUUGAGGAAUACGAGGCGUUGAACAAGGACCUCACAGCCCAAAAAUCAUCCUUCGACUGGACCGUCAAAAUCGCCCGCUGGCUCAGCACGAACGGGCUGAAGAUCUUCCUUCAAUUUUGGUACUCGAAAACACCUGUUUUCCCGCUGCCGGUUGGCUGGUUCCCUUACCCCGUGGAGUGGAUUGUGUCGUUCCCUCGCGCGCCAUUGGGAUCAGUCAGUAUCCAGGUUUGGAGCAAUGUGUGCGCUGCAGCGAUUGCGCUUGCGGCGGAGUUUGUGGGGGCUCUACUGGUGCGGGUUCUGGGACAAGAGACCAAGAAGCCUGUUGAGGCCGAGGGAAAGGCUCAGUGA
Molecule: messenger RNA, 600 nt
Organism: Penicillium olsonii
Lineage: Eukaryota; Fungi; Ascomycota; Eurotiomycetes; Eurotiales; Aspergillaceae
Source: the annotation of a GenBank genome assembly